GAGCCGAAGAGCGCCGGAGGAGGCGGAGGGGCUGCGGGCAGCGCCGGCCGCCCGGCCACGGAUUUCCAUGGUGCCGGGGGCCGCCUGCGUCCCCCCGCCCUGAGCCGGGAGGCGGGCGGCAGCGGAGCGGCGAGGGCUGAACCAUGUGAGGGACAUUGCCGGGGCUCAGGACGCGCGCGGGGGACGCGGAGUUUGCCUUUCCCAGGAUGGAUCAGAGGAGGAACUGGCCUCGGGCACUGGACUCUGAUGGCUGGUCAGCGGCUCUGCUCUGCCUCCUCCUGGCCUCGCUCUCCCGGGACGUGUCCAGCAACGCCUUGUUCAACACUUUCCACUCGGAGAACCGGGACUGGACGUUCAACCACCUGACGGUGCACCGGGGCACCGGGGCCGUCUACGUGGGGGCCAUCAACAGGGUGUACAAGCUUUCGGGGAACCUGACCAUUCUGGUGGCUCACAAAACCGGUCCCGAGGAGGACAACAAGUCCUGCUACCCGCCCCUCAUCGUGCAGCCGUGCAGCGAGGUCCUCACGCUCACCAACAACGUCAACAAGCUGCUCAUCAUCGACUACUCCGAGAACCGGCUGCUGGCGUGCGGCAGCCUCUACCAGGGGGUCUGCAAGCUGCUGCGCCUCGACGACCUCUUCAUCCUGGUGGAGCCCUCGCACAAGAAGGAGCAUUACCUCUCCAGCGUCAACAAAACGGGCACCAUGUACGGGGUGAUCGUGCGCUCCGAGGGCGAGGACGGGAAGCUCUUCAUCGGCACGGCGGUGGACGGCAAGCAGGAUUAUUUCCCCACCCUCUCCAGCCGCAAGCUGCCCCGGGACCCGGAGUCGUCGGCGAUGUUGGACUACGAGCUCCACAGUGACUUUGUUUCGUCCCUCAUCAAAAUCCCCUCGGACACGCUGGCCCUGGUCUCGCACUUCGACAUCUUUUACAUCUACGGCUUCGCCAGCGGCAACUUUGUCUAUUUUCUGACCGUGCAGCCGGAGACCCCCGAGGGCGUCUCCGUCAACUCCGCCAGCGACCUCUUCUACACCUCCCGCAUCGUCCGCCUGUGCAAGGACGACCCCAAGUUCCACUCGUACGUGUCCCUGCCCUUCGGCUGCGUCAAGGGGGACACGGAGUACCGCCUGCUGCAGGCCGCCUACCUGUCCAAGCCGGGGGAGGUGCUGGCCAGGGCCCUCAACAUCACGGCGCAGGAGGACGUGCUCUUCGCCAUCUUCUCCAAGGGGCAGAAGCAGUACCACCACCCCCCCGAUGACUCCGCGCUCUGCGCCUUCCCCCUCCGCACCGUCAACGCCCACAUCAAGGAGCGCCUGCAGUCCUGCUACCAGGGCGAGGGCAACCUGGAGCUCAACUGGCUGCUGGGGAAGGAUGUCCAGUGCACCAAAGCGCCAGUCCCCAUCGAUGACAACUUCUGUGGGCUCGACAUCAACCAGCCCCUGGGGGGCUCGGUGCCCGUGGACGGGGUGACGCUCUUCACCUCCAGCCGCGACCGCAUGACCUCCGUGGCUUCCUACGUCUACAACGGCUACAGCGUGGUCUUCGUGGGCACCAAGACGGGCAGGCUGAAGAAGAUCCGGGCAGAUGGCCCUCCCCAGGGCGGCAUCCAGUACGAGGUGGUGACGGUGUUCAAGGACGGGAGCCCGGUGCUGCGGGACAUGGCUUUCUCCAUCGACCACAAGUACCUGUACGUGAUGGCAGAGCGCCAGGUGUCCCGGGUGCCCGUGGAGUCCUGUGAGCAGUACACGACCUGCCAGGAGUGCCUGAGCUCGGGGGACCCCCACUGCGGCUGGUGCUCCCUCCACCACAUGUGCUCCCCGAGGGACCGCUGUGAGCGGGCAGAGGAGCCGUUCCGCUUCGCCGGCAGCAUCACCCAGUGCCUGAGCGUGGCCGUGCAGCCCAGCAGCAUCUCCGUGUCGGAGCACAGCCUCCCGCUCAGCCUGUGGGUGAAGGAUGCUCCAGACCUGAGCGCCGGCGUCAGCUGCCUCUUUGGGAACCUGACCGAGGUGGAGGGGCAGGUUUCGGGCAGCCAGGUGGUUUGUGUGUCACCACCAGCCAAGGAUGUCCCUGCCAUCCCCGUGGAUCAGGACUGGUUCGGCGUCCUGCUGCAGCUGAAGUCCCGGGAGACGGGCAGGACCUUCGUCAGCACCGAGUUCAAGUUCUACAACUGCAGCGCCCACCAGCUGUGCCUGUCGUGCGUGAACAGCGCCUUCCGCUGCCACUGGUGCAAGUACCGGAACCUCUGCACCCACGACCCCACCACCUGCUCCUUCCAGGAGGGACGGAUCAACGUCUCCGAGGACUGCCCCCAGCUCUUCCCCACGGAGGAGAUCCUGAUCCCGGUGGGAGAGGUGAAGCCCAUCACGCUGAAGGCCAGGAACCUGCCGCAGCCCCAGUCGGGCCAGAGGGGCUACGAGUGCGUGCUCAGCAUCCAGGGCAUCAUCCACAGGGUGCCCGCCCUGCGCUUCAACAGCUCCAGCGUGCAGUGCCAGAACAGCUCGUACCUCUACGACGGGAUGGACAUCAGCAACUUGGCAGUGGACUUUGCCGUGGUUUGGAACGGGAACUUCAUCAUUGACAACCCGGAGAACCUGAAAGUGCACCUGUACAAGUGCGCGGCGCAGCGCGAGAGCUGCGGGCUGUGCCUCAAGGCCGACCCCAAGUUCGAGUGCGGCUGGUGCAGCGGCGAGGGGCGCUGCACCCUGCGGCCCCACUGCGGCUCCCCCGGCGCCCGGCCCUGGCUCGACUGGUCCAGCCACAACGUCAAGUGCUCCAACCCGCGCAUCACCGAGAUCCUGACGGUGUCGGGGCCCCCGGAAGGAGGGACCAGAGUGACCAUCCGUGGUGUGAACCUGGGCCUGGACUUCUCGGAGAUCGCGCAGGGCGUGCAGGUGGCCGGGGUGCAGUGCACGCCCCUGCCCGAGCACUACGUCGUGGCCGAGCAGAUCGUCUGUGAAAUGGGGCAGGCGCUUCCAGGGAUCAGCUCCGGCCCAGUGCUCCUGUGCAUCGGAGAGUGCAAGCCCGAGUUCACGGCCAAGUCAGCGCAGCAGUACACGUUCGUGACUCCAGCCGUGAGUUUCCUGAGCCCCAGCCGCGGCCCGGAGUCGGGAGGGACCAUGGUGACCAUCUCUGGCCACUACCUCGGGGCCGGCAGCCGCGUGUCCGUGCUCCUGGGAAACCAGACCUGCGAAUUCCACGAGCGAUCCAUGAACGAGAUCGUUUGUGUGUCAGCGCCCUCAGCCCACGGCCUGGGGGCUGUUCAGGUCUCUGUCAGCGUGGACAGGGCUCAGCUGGAGAGGACGCUGCUGUUCGAGUACAUCGAUGACCCCAAGGUGCAGCACAUCGAGCCCGAGUGGAGCAUCGCCAGCGGACACACACCCCUGACCGUCACCGGCACCAACCUGGACGUGAUCCAGGAGCCCCGGAUCCGCGUCAAGUACAACGGGAAGGAGUUUGUCAACGUGUGCAAGGUGGUGAACGCCACGGCCCUGGCCUGCCUGGCGCCGCCGCUGAGCCCCGAGUACCGGCCGGGGCUGGACGCCGUGGAGCGGCCGGACGAGUUCGGCUUCAUCUUCAACAACGUCCAGUCCCUGCUGGUCUACAACGACACCAAGUUCAUCUACUACCCCAACCCCACGUUUGAAAUGCUGAGCUCCACCGGGGUGCUGGAGCAGAAGCCGGGCUCUCCCAUCAUCCUGAAGGGCAGGAACCUGUGCCCGCCCGCCCCGGGAGGAGCCAAGCUCAACUACACGGUGCUGAUCGGGGAGACGCCCUGCGCCGUCACCGUGUCCGAGACGCAGCUGCUGUGCGAGCCCCCCACCCUCAGCGGGCAGCACAAAGUGAUGGUGCGUGUCGGGGGCGUCACCUUCUCGCCCGGCUCCGUGAGCAUCGUGUCCGACAGCCUCCUGACCCUGCCCGCCAUCGUCAGCAUCGCGGCCGGCGGCUCGCUGCUCCUCAUCAUCGUCAUCAUCGUCCUCAUCGCCUACAAGCGCAAGUCCCGCGAGAACGACCUCACCCUCAAGAGGCUGCAGAUGCAGAUGGACAAUCUGGAGUCCCGGGUGGCCCUGGAGUGCAAGGAGGCUUUUGCAGAGCUGCAGACGGACAUCAACGAGCUGACCAGCGACCUGGACCGCUCCGGGAUCCCCUACCUGGACUACCGCACCUACGCCAUGAGGGUGCUGUUCCCGGGCAUCGAGGACCACCCCGUCCUGCGGGAGCUGGAGGUCCAAGGGAACGGGCAGCAGAGCGUGGAGAAGGCCCUGAAGCUCUUUGCUCAGCUGAUCAACAACAAGGUGUUCCUGCUGACCUUCAUCCGCACGCUGGAGCUGCAGCGCAGCUUCUCCAUGCGGGACCGCGGCAACGUGGCCUCGCUCAUCAUGACGGGGCUGCAGGGCAAGCUGGAGUACGCCACCGACGUCCUCAAGCAGCUGCUCUCCGACCUCAUCGAGAAGAACCUGGAGAACAAGAACCACCCCAAGCUGCUGCUGCGCAGGACCGAGUCUGUGGCCGAGAAGAUGCUGACCAACUGGUUUGCCUUCCUGCUGCACAGGUUCCUCAAGGAAUGUGCUGGAGAGCCCCUGUUCAUGCUCUACUGUGCCAUCAAGCAGCAGAUGGAGAAGGGCCCCAUCGAUGCCAUCACGGGAGAGGCGCGGUACUCCCUGAGCGAGGACAAACUCAUCCGGCAGCAGAUCGAGUACAAGACCCUGAUCCUGAACUGCGUGAACCCGGACAAUGAGAACAGCCCAGAGAUCCCUGUGAAGGUGCUCAACUGCGACACCAUCACCCAAGUCAAGGAGAAGAUCCUGGACGCCGUGUACAAAAACGUGCCCUAUUCCCAAAGACCGAGAGCCGUGGACAUGGAUUUGGAGUGGCGGCAGGGCCGGAUCGCCCGCGUGGUGCUGCAGGAUGAAGACAUCACCACCAAGAUCGAGGGGGACUGGAAGCGCCUGAACACCCUGGUGCACUACCAGGUGUCAGACCGCUCCGUGGUGGCUCUGGUUCCCAAGCAAACCUCCUCCUACAACAUCCCUGCCUCCGCCAGCAUCUCCCGGACAUCAAUCAGCAGAUAUGACUCCACGUUCCGCUACACCGGGAGCCCCGACAGCCUCCGCUCUCGCGCGCCCAUGAUCACCCCCGACCUGGAGAGCGGCGUCAAGGUCUGGCACCUGGUCAAGAACCACGACCACGGCGACCAGAAGGAAGGAGACCGGGGCAGCAAGAUGGUGUCCGAGAUCUACCUGACCAGGCUGCUGGCUACAAAGGGCACGCUGCAGAAGUUCGUGGACGACCUGUUUGAGACGCUGUUCAGCACGGUGCACCGCGGCAGCGCCCUGCCCCUCGCCAUCAAGUACAUGUUCGACUUCCUGGACGAGCAGGCGGACAAGCACGGCAUCCACGACACCGACGUCCGGCACACCUGGAAGAGCAACUGCCUUCCCCUCCGCUUCUGGGUGAACGUGAUCAAAAACCCGCAGUUCGUGUUCGACAUCCACAAGGGCAGCAUCACGGACGCCUGCCUCUCCGUGGUGGCUCAGACCUUCAUGGAUUCCUGCUCCACCUCCGAGCACCGCCUGGGCAAGGACUCCCCCUCCAACAAGCUGCUGUACGCCAAGGACAUCCCCAGCUACAAGAGCUGGGUGGAGAGGUAUUACGCGGACAUCGCCAAGCUCCCGGCCAUCAGCGACCAGGACAUGAACGCCUACCUCGCCGAGCAGUCGCGCCUGCACGCCGUGGAGUUCAACAUGCUGAGUGCACUCAACGAGAUCUACUCCUACGUCAGCAAGUACAGCGAGGAGCUGAUCGGAGCUCUGGAGCAGGAUGAGCAGGCUCGGAGGCAGCGCUUGGCUUACAAAGUAGAGCAACUCAUUGGGGCCAUGUCCUUCGAGAGCUGAAGAAAGGUCACGGGCAGCAAAGGGCAGAGGAUCGCACGGACUCUCGGGAAUUUGGAGGGAGAACAAGCAAGGAAGGCACUGGACACACCCCCCAAGGCUCUUCUGGAGAGAGCAGAGCCCAGCCCGAGGACUGGCUGUGCUCAAAAAUCACACAGGAUCCAGUUUGAAAGGGCAGGAGGGGAAGAAGAGGAAACAUCUCAAUCAAAGUCCAAGCAAAGAGGAUCAUUUUCUCGAGGGUACACGGAAAGAAGGAACCUGGAAAGCCUGGAUGUCUCCACGACUGCUGCUUUGCAUGAAAAGUGUUUAAUGUAUAUUAGAAAAUAAAACUUUAUUUAAAGGGUUUUUUUUUUUUUUUUAAUUUGAAAAAAAAAAAAAAAAGGAAGAAAAAGGAAAGAAAAUCAAAACCAAUAGAGCAAAAACCACAGAGGCCAUAGAGAUAAUCCUGGCAAGAAGGAUCAGCUCUGAAUCCUGUCCCUGAGAGCCUUCCGAGGACGCGGCUCAGGCAUUCUGCAAACGGACUCUGACGCCCAUUGGAACAUCUGGAAAACCCGAAUGUCUUCGUUUCGGAUUCUUACGACAAAUACGAGCACAAGUUUGCACCACACCUUUUUACACAAGCGAAAGAGCAGUUUUGCCCAAAAAUAGUCCAGUGGCUGAGUAACUUAGAGGCACUAGAAGGAACUUUACCUGAAUUGCAAAACCAUCAGAUCAUCCGACCUGUCUUGAAAUCCAGCUUUAUCCAUGUAUUUAUAUAGUGUCAAUAUAUAUAUAUUUUUUUUUUUUUUUUUUUAAAUCCCAUUUACUGUCGAAUGAGGAGAGAUCUGAAUUUCAUUGCUUUUCCUUUUUCCACUCCCCAUCCCACCUUGCUGGCUGACGGUCAUCCAGCAGUGUCCAGCAGUGUCCAGCAUGGCCAUGGCGAUCCAGCAGUGUCCAGCAGUGUCCAGCUGUGUCCAGAAUGGCCAUGGUGAUCCAGCAGUGUCCAGCAGUGUCCCGCAUGGCCAUGGCGAUCCAGCAGUGAUCCAUUCAGUGUCCGCUGCUGGUUCCUGCAGGUGCCACGUGAGCCAAGGCAGAGCUGGGCCGACACCUCCAGGGCUGGUUUUGGGAGUCUCCAGCAGCUGCCUCCGAUUUCUCGCAGCAAAACCCCCAAACCCCGAUGUUUACGGUGACAAUACUUGAAAAGCCUGGAUGCUGGGAGAGCAGAUUUUUGUUGUUUUCUGCUGGAUGUGCGGAGUCCUUUGGCACAGGCUCCCUUUGGGUGUCUCCGCCAGCGUUUGCCGCCUCACCCAGGGCCAGGACUUUCAUUUCCACUGGGAAAGGGAGAGAAAUCUCCGCUCCAGGCAAGAGCAAACCUUAACCAGCACCCCUGGGCCAGCCAGCUCUGCUGUCGUGUCUGUGUCGGCGUCUCGUUGUUCUCUUCAGUUCUUGCUGGCCCUCACGGCCCACGUUCCCGUGACAGGCAAAUGUUUGUGAGUGUUAUUUCUUUCAAAGACACCAAAGCUUAUGUGUGUCCCUUUGUAGAGUGCCAGGAGGGGAAGGAAUGCUGUAAAUAUUUCUCUCUGUAGUAAAUAUUGAUACGUGUGCAGGCUGCAGUGGGGUGGGCAGGGAGAGGAGGCCUAAUGGAAACACGAGCGUUGGCUGCAGGAGCUUGGCAAUGGCAGCAAAAUAAUUCCUGGUGUCUGCCCAGGCAGUGUCACACCAGACUGGGACCGUCGUUUGCAGCCUGCAUAUGUUGAAGGAAGAUCCACUUCCAUCUCCAUCCCCUCCUGCACCAUUCCUGCCUGGAGGAGCCCAGCAGGGCUCCCAGGGAGCUGCUGGCUUUCCGUGUCCUGCAGCCCAGCACCAGGGGAGGGGGGAAGCACGUAGAGAAAUACUCAGGAAACUUGGUUUAAUUACCAUUCAGUAAAAGCCAUGCCAAGUCCACUUUCUUUUGGUAACCCACUUCUGUGAGUCUCUCUGAAAAGCAGAAAAUACUGAUGGUGAUAAUAAUCAACCUCGUGCAAUAAGUUCUUGACAUUUACAGCAGCCUGAGCACUGGAUUUACUGAGACAGGGGGAGAGUGGCAGAAGCAGAGACUGAGAGGCAGAGCAGUGUUCAUGCUCCCUGUUAUCCAAGAGUUCCCUUCCCAGGGAUCCUGCUUCUGCACAGCGAAUCUCAUUUCUAAGGCAAAAAAACCGCGCAAAAGUCCUACUAAAAGUCAGGCACUGCGGAGCCCGGUGCCAGGAAUGUCAUUGGAGCAGUCCCCAGCCUGGCCUGCUCUUCGCUGCAGGUACCACAGGACAUGGCAGAGGGUCAGGCUUUGAAAUCCUGCCGUUUUUUGCUGGUCCUGUUCCUGCUGUUCACAGUGAUCCUUCACACAGGCGAGGGAUUUCCGGAUCUGUUCUAGCUGUGGUUGCUGGUUUGGGUUCACCCGGUUCUCAUGGUACUCUGAAACCCAAAGAGAGCGCUCCAAAAAGCUCCUGAACGAUUUCCAAACACUUCCAAAUAUCAGUCUGGGGAGUUAUCUCUGCAGGACUCACAAAAUACCAGUACAACCCAAAGCAAAGGCCUGGCUGUGCAUCACCUGGGCCUGGUGACGGUGUUCCUGCCCGACAGCCCUCGUGGUGCUCCUCUCUGCAGCUCUUUGAGAGGUUUUGUGUAGCCCUUUUAAUCCUGCUUUCCUCCUCCUGCUGUCUGCCCUCUGGCCAGGAGCAGCCCCUGAGCCAAGGUUUUGUCAUUCCCCACUCCCCUGUGUUUUCUCAGCAGAAGUGGAGGUCCCUGAGCACCCCCUGGAAUCUCUGGGAGAACGUUUAAGGAGACAAGGGGACAACUGAGUUGAUCUUCUGUGCUGUGGGGAUGAUUUGGGCAGAAAGAAAAAAGAGGGAGCAGCAGGAACACUUUGCAAACCAGUAGGCUCUUCUACUUGUGACUGAAAUCCGAAGGAAACAGCAAAAACACCUCUUCCAUCACCUGGAAAAGCUUUAGGAGGAUGGCAGAGAGAACAACACAGCCCUGGCUGGAGGGGUGGCCUAGAAAUACAUUGCCAAGUAACUUCUCAUGGUGGUUGACAUUAAUUACGGAUCUUUACAGGCAAUUAUAUGGAAUGAAGCAGCAUAUCCCCCUGGGGCAAAGCGCCGGGAAUCUCUUGCCCGGUUUGCAUCCGACAUUUCCAUUCCUCCUGUGGGAAGGGGAAGCUUUAGAUCUGGCAUUUUCUUUGCACUCACAGCAAACUGGACGCAAAGUUUGGUCAGGAGGGGGCACUUGCCUUAGAUGAAACGAUUUCACUUCCCUCUCAUUGCCCCCUUCCUCCUGGAAGGCCUCUCGGUGUUUGGAGUCUCCGGUUCACUCCGUUUCAGGUAUUCCGACAUCAAAGUGGGAGACGUCACUUUCCGGGAUCUCUCUGCCUGGUGUCACCGCUUGAAUAAUUCCGUUUAAUCUUCUGCUCAUGAGCUAUCAAAGCACCCACUCCGAGGGGGAGCGAGGUGCUAAUCAAACGCUUCUCCACCUUGAAAGCCUUUAUUAAAACCCCACACAGGAGAGUGGAGCUCGCAGGCAAGGCUGGCCCCGCCGAGGAGCUGCAGCCGCCGAAGCUCGGAGGGUGUGGACAGCGAGUGGUCCAAGCUUUGCCAUAAAGGAUGGAUUUAAAGGGAGGCAGGAGGGAUCAGCACGGCCAAAGCGCUGGAAACCCUGUGAAAUCCAGCGUGGAUAUCCAUGGAAACCCUGGAUAUCCUGUCUGCAGCUGAGUGAGGACCCGCCGUGGGGACCAGCGCUGAGAAACAAAACUGCUGCCACGGCCUCGCUGCAUCCCAGCAGCAUUCCAGGUGUGGAGUUCCAGGUUUGUCCCUGAAGGACGGGCGUGGGGACAGCCAGUGCCUCCCUGCAGGGCUCGGGGCUGUGGCACGCUGGGGACGGCGAGCGCGGCCGCUGCCGCGGUGCCAACAGAGACCUUCAUCACAGCAGUGCCUUCCACACUCUGUCUUAAAAUCCUGGUGGCCCAUUCCCCGUGUCAGCGUUCCCUCCCACCUUCCACUGGACUCCGCAAAAAUGUCCCGAUGUAGGAAACAGUUUGGGUGGGCACGUGGAGGGCAAAGGCCAGAGGGUUUAAGGCUCUGGGGUUGCGUCCUGCACGCUGCUGGCUCCGAGCUCCUUGUGGGGGUUUUAGUGUUUCAGUCGGUGUGGAAGAAGGGUCAGAGCACCCCCUCCUCCAGUGGGCACAGCCUCCAAACAAGGUCUCAUCCCAGAAGUCCCCAGGAGCCAGCAGGGAUGAGGAAGGACGGGUUGGCACAGGGCAGAGCAGCUCCUGGCACAUUCCCUGUGCUGCUCCAGAGCCUCCAGCCCCUUCCCUGGCAGCAGCCCAGCCACGUUCUCCUGUCACUGGCUGUUCUCCAUCCUGUCUCUGUGCUGUCAGAGCUCACCUGUCACAGGGACUCAACUCCCCAAACUAAAUGAAACUAAAACAGACUGACUUGAGUAAGCUGGGCCAUCAGGGAGAGCUCACGUGUGAUUGUGCCCUGGAGAGAAGAAAAAAUGUUCCGAGGAGGGUAAAUAACUGACAUCAAAGAUGCCUUUAAAUGCCACAGAGCUUCAGCCAUCCUGUUCCAGAACCACGUUUGUACGAGGAAUCACAAGGCAAUAGUGCAGGGAGCUGUGACCUUGUACAGAGCUGUGUGAGGAAGAGCUCGGAGCACAGCCCUGUCCUCGGUGAAAACACCCAGCCUGGACCCAAAACCAGAGACCAGAGGGUCAGAGGCUGAGGGCAAAGCACUGGGGACAGCUCUGGGGCCACUUGCAUGGUUUGGUUUUAUUGAUGAUGGGACAUCCAGCGGGGAAACAAUCGGAGUAAGAGAUGCCCGUGGGCACCGCCGGGGAUCUGCUGAGCUGAGCAACCCCAAAUGUGCAAUUUCCGUGCAGUUUGGUCGGUUUAGUUUUGCAGAGAAAGAGGCUGGGAGCCUUUGGACCAGUUUUGGCUGUCUGGAAGGCUUCGUGCAAAGCCCCAUCACCGUGAAAACCCCCAGAUCCAGGUGCCUGUCCUGUUCUGGGCAGGCCAUGGAGCAGCGGGAGCCCCAGCUGUGGGUGGUUCCUGGUGCCUUCCUGGCUCCUGGAAGAAAACUGCGGCUCUGUGAUGUGUUCCCUGCACCCCAGGGUGCUCUUCUGGGUGCUGGGACCGUGCUGGGGUCAGAGAUGGGGAGGUGGAGGGUGGGGCAGUGCGGGGUGGCAGAGCCCGACUGCUCCUUGCUGGAAAAGCCACCGCAGGCCCUGCAGGGUGUCCGUGCCCGCCUUGCUGAGGCGGCACCCGGCGGUGUCGUGGCCGUGCCGUGAGCGUGGCAGUGUCUCUGUGCUUGUUCUUUCAGAUCCCCCUUCGUCCCCGUGUUUCCCAUCCCUCUCCCUCUUUUGUAACCCUGCAAAAAUUGACCUUUCUGCAGCGCUGAGGAACCACGCUCCAAGGGCCUGCAGAGCCCGUCCAAUUGCACGGACAAUAUCCCAAAAAUCCCAAACUCCCUGGGCCUCCCGAGGCUGCCAAAUCAAACUCGAGAUCUCCUGUAUGGCCUUUCCUUUGGGAUUUUUAAUACCUCUGUUUUGAGUAAGCUCGGAAGUUUAUGCAACAGCUUCUCCAGCCGCCGUUUCCAUCCCGAGGGCUGGGCACACAAAGGUGCGAGAGGAGGCGUGGGGAGGGAAGAGAGCUGAUUUCGCCACGUGAUUUCAUGGCUUCAGAAGUAGCAGUAAAAAUGUCCUUCUCUUACCGCUGAGUUUUGGUGUUGGGGGCUGUUAGGAGAAGCAGCAAGGGGAAGGGAAUGUACAGGUACUAAAACUUCUGCAGCCCCCCCCCCAAAAAAAAACGCCACAGAAUGUAGAGGUAUCAGCCAUGGAACAGAUUCCGAUUUCUUCUUCCCUUUCUCCUUUCAGACCAACCCCCAGCAGUUUUAGGGGAUUUGUGUAUUGGCAGGAACAAGGAAUUGAUUUGUAUCUGUGCCCAUUCCACCGUAUCGUUCUCUGGCUCCUCCCCUCCCCGUUAUACUUGACACACUGGAGUUCUGUAUUAUAUUUUUUUUUUAAGAUGAUUGUCUGUUUUUUGUUGUUUUUACAAGUGUUGUGGAAAAAAAAAAAACAAAAACAAAAACAAAAGAACAAAACAAAUGUAAGAAAGUUUAUGUAUUUAAAAAUGUUCCAAGGAAAUAAAAGGGGGUUUUGUUAUUAUUCUAAUAUAUUAUUGUGUACCUAUUGUAAAUAUGAAACACUCCUAUUUUGCAAGCCAAGGACUCACUUUGUA
Molecule: messenger RNA, 12138 nt
Organism: Hirundo rustica (Barn swallow)
Lineage: Eukaryota; Metazoa; Chordata; Aves; Passeriformes; Hirundinidae
Gene: PLXNA2
Product: plexin A2
Exons: 32
Coding region: 207-5894 (1895 amino acids)
Biological process (GO): semaphorin-plexin signaling pathway involved in axon guidance; positive regulation of axonogenesis; negative regulation of cell adhesion
Cellular component (GO): semaphorin receptor complex
Molecular function (GO): semaphorin receptor activity; protein binding
Source: RefSeq, a predicted model, not a curated record